Hydractinia symbiolongicarpus is the source of this 5949-nucleotide messenger RNA. Its product is annotated as alpha-1A adrenergic receptor-like. The record is from RefSeq and is a predicted model, not a curated record. Gene Ontology annotation, cellular component: membrane. The transcript has 2 exons. NCBI's taxonomy places the organism in Eukaryota, Metazoa, Cnidaria, Hydrozoa, Anthoathecata, Hydractiniidae. The coding region runs from base 4679 to 5839 and encodes 386 amino acids. Gene Ontology annotation, molecular function: G protein-coupled receptor activity. Gene Ontology annotation, biological process: G protein-coupled receptor signaling pathway; cell surface receptor signaling pathway.
GACAUCUCUGCGACGUUGGUGUGCCGGCUGGGCUCUAUCAAUAGUUUUGAUGUACAGAGCUCUACAAAACUGUGCACAGCACCGUUUUUGAACAUUAAUUAAAGCUCAAACGAAAUUAAAGAAGAGUAAAUUACACUGUACCACAAUCAUACAGGUUCUUAUUUGCUUCAUUAUGGUACCAUCUUAUUUUUAUCGCAUCCCUGAAAUUACUCGCUGCUAACUCUUCAAAAAAUAUGCAUAGUCUCCAAGGCACAGCCACUAGUUUCGCCUUGGUGUUCCCCAAAUAAGGAAGUUUAGUCCUGGGAAUAAGGUUGGUCUCUGAUGCUUUUAACCAGGCCAUUAUUAUUGAAAGGAAUGAAAAAAUAUUUGAGUUGAUUACGAUUCGUAAAAAUAGCUUUCAGUCGACUAUCUUAAAUUUUUUUAAAUUUAAUUACUUGGUAACGCUUUUUAAGUUUGCUGAGCUUAAAAUGAUUGAUCAUUCCAAAUCAAUGUCAUAUCGAAAACACGCGAUGCCUUCAAGAAUGAUGACGAGGAAAAGACACGUUGCAUUCCGUAUACAACUUUGUUCCCAAGGCAUUUUGCCUUAUUGAUAAGUUGAUAGCAGGGAAAAACUCCGUCAUAACAGCUCAGGGUCCACAAGAGUCUGGGUACGCGGUUGUUUGGUAUAAUGUGAAAAAAAACUAAAAAAUAACUAAAAACAACUUUGGUCAAGUUGAUGUUAAAUGUGGUCAACCUCGUUGCCCUUGGGGACGAGGUUGACUCACUACUAUACUAUGUCCAAAUCAGAUACAGUUUUUAUCAGUUUUGAUAGUUAUAUUGUGAUGUAUUGGCUGAAGGGUUCGCUUAUUCAUUGGUGGAUUUCUAAUUAAGUAUAUUUUUCAUAGAAAGUGUAAUAGAAAGCUUAGCAUUUUAUUGAUUUUCUCUUUUUAACUAAAUGGUACAUUGGGGUAGAGGGGUUUAAGAUUGAAAUAUUUACACGACCAUGUGACCUUUACAUGUUGGGCAGUGGCUGAUGUAAUCCACAGAACGCAUGAAACUGCAGACUUUACCGAACAAUACAACAAACGUGGAAAUAUAUCUUUAAAGGCGGAACUUUUCCAGAAUCAGUUGUUGCAAUUUGACGAAAUCCGUGGCCUAACUUCUUAAAUUUCAUGUCGCUAAAAUAUUUUAAUGUACUUUAAAAUGGGUUUAAAUACUAAAAACUCAGGGAUAAAAUAGGAACAGUUUAAGGCUGAACAAGUAGGUAAUCUUUGUAUUCAACGAAUUAAAAUGGUUAUCUGCUUAUGACUUUGUGAUUAACACAGCUUGCGUUAUUGAUUAAUACGGGAUUAUCCAUGUGAAAAUCAAAAUCAUAAUUAAUGGGUAGCUGAUGUGACAAAAUUAUUUUGAAAAUCACAAGUUCUAUGCUUCACCAAGUCUCUGCGAAUUGUGUCUGAACAUCAUUUCGUAUAUCUAAACGGUAAUGUAUACGUUUUUUAUCAGAACCAGUAAAAUUAAACCUAAGGCUGGUUGUUCUUAUUUUCGAGCCUUUUUUUACCCUUAUUUGUUCUCAUUUUGUUCUACACAAAAACUUCAAAGCCUCCUUUUAUUCUUAGUUAUGGAAAACGUAUAGGUUCAUAAUAGAAAAGGGAGUGUUUUUGUUGCUGAAAAAACUUUAAAACUGUGUCAUGUACAAGAGGUUGUUCACAAAUGAUUCAACUGUUACAGGGAGAGGGGAGUUAAGGGUAAAGUUGGCGCUGACAGUGAAGAGGAGUGAAAGGUGACACAACUUUUGAUUUUCUAAUUAAGAAAGUUGAAUUAAUUAGAUCAGUGUACACAUUAGGUGUAAACGUUGUUUACACCUAAUGUGUUAACUGAAUCAGCAGCGUGUGAAAAUCCUUCCCGUGUUGUUAUUUUUGGAUUUUUGUUCCAAAGUUCACUUAAAAUAGACUUAAUGGGUUUCUUUCCAAAUGACGAUGUCAACUCAGAGGGGGUAAUGUAGUUGAUCAAGUGGCGAGGGAUUGUUGGUCACAAUUUUUAAAACAAUCCCAUAUGAUAUUUUAACAUAAGAACAAAGCAAACAAGGGGCAUUUUAAAAUUUGACAAGCCUAAAUUCGGUAAGCUCACAAACUUCGUGUGUGAUAAGAUGACAUAUUAAGACCUUGUUUCUUAUAUUUUUGGUGUUCCCAAAACAGGUUUCUGUUUCUUAUUAAAAAAGCGUGUGUUUUGCGUGUUUCUGUUAAUUAGUGUUACAUGUUUCAGUUCAAACUGACGCAUUUGUCAAAGUUUGUUUAUAGUUUUGCGCCAGAUUUCUUUAUUGAAUUACAGGAUACAUGUCAAUUUCUUUUACAUAUGAUUUCCGCGGGUUUUCUUUGCUUUUUGUUUAGGUCAGAAUAACAUCAUUCUCUCUAUUUCACCAUCUUGUUUCACGAGCUCAAAAAUCUUCUCCAUCCUUUACCAUAGAGUCAAACUUGGCUCGGAAAAGACUCUUGCUUGUCUGUCAGUUUACAAAAGGAAUUUAGAAUCCAAAAGCUGGUUGAGGUGCGACGCAAUUUUAAUCUCAAAGAAAACCGGAAUAAAAAAAGUGUUUUUGGACAUGCAAUGUACACUUUCAAUGUGUGAAGACAUUCCAGUGAACUGCGAAUAUUUAUAAAAUGGUAGCAAAAACGAAACAAAACUUUACAUCAGCUCUUACGUAAGACACUCGCCAUUACUUGGUGGUAGAACUGUAGUUGCUAAGACACUGUUAAGACUAAGUUUUAAAUAUUUGCACAUACUAAACAGUGAACAAAUAAAAAUUAAAUUAAAUGAAUGUACAAUUAAAUUAUAAAUAGUUUUAUUUGGUAACCUUGAUGUAAGCAAACGAGUUCAUUUCCAGGAUGUUUUGUGAAAAGCAAUUUUUCACUUUUUCAUUAAACGCUGUCAGAUCGUACUAAGAUCGCAAGAUAUGUUAGAUAUACAUGAUUUAAACUACGUAUACUGAUAGAUUUUUAUAACAAACAAUCAACCUUAGAGGAUAGAGAAAUAGAGUUUGGUUGGUUCUUUCUAGUAGAACCAACUGGGAUGGUAAAUUAUUAGCUAAUCUAUUUUUAGUGAUUUGUAUAUAAAGAAAUUAAAAAGGAGCUUUUUGUUAAAGAAAAGUAAAAUUUCAUCAAACUAAAGUGAUGACAUCUGGUCGUUUAAGAAAAAUUUUUUAAAAAACUAUUCACUUGACGAUUAAAAUCUGUCACAUAUUCCCCAUUGCGUUGAAAUAAUAAAAUUAUCUUCGGUUAAAUUUAUCUUUUGUUUUUCCACAUAAUAGUCAAUAUUAUUCUGUUCUGUUUUAAAACGUUUUUUUAAUGCAUCGACUUUCCUAAAUGGGUCAGUCUUACUUAAUCAAUAUAUGAAACGCGGCGUUGAGAAUUUCAGUAUAUUAUUUUUGAAACUUUUUUUAAUGUUUUUUACAUUUGUUUUAGAUUUAGAGUUGAUAAUAUAUUGAGUUGGAAAGCAGAAGUGGUAAAGCUUGAAACUUGAAGUUUUAGAAGAACAAAAGUAGGAUUUGUUUUUUAUAAGUUAUCACAUUUACAAAAGUGUAUCUUUAUUUGAAGUAAGAAAAUUCUUUUCCCUUAGUGUUACUAUUACAGACAAUGGAUUUCGUAUACAAACAGAGCUUAUCUUUUUUGCGUGCUGUGGAUAUUAAAAUAUUUUAGGACUUAUAGAGAAAAAUGAAGGAAAUGAAGAAAAAAGAAAAAGAAGAAAAAAGAAAAAAAAAGAAUCGCAGAAAAAAUUCUAUAUGGUAUUUUCUCUAUUAAACAUUAGAAGAUUAAGAUGUGGGGCUCGUAAAUUCUAUUAACGUCUGCAACACUUGGAGUUACGGUGUUGCGAUACACAAAUAAUUUAUUUGCGCAGUUAUUUUGCGACGUUAUUUAAAGCCUUCUACACUCAUGCACAUUGCGUUACCGUUUUUUCAGCAAUUACCAAUGCAUGCCGUCAAAUUAUACAUAAUUUGAUUAAAAUUUCGUUUCGUUUCGUUUUCGUACAAAGACGCUAAAAUUAAAGAUUAAAGAUUAUUGACUCAAAGAUUUGCGUUGCCGUAUUUUCAUGCGUUUACAUUAAUCAUAGAAAGCCAUUAAAUUUUUUCGCUUACUGGUCAUGCGUAAUAUGAUUUUCUAAAAAUACCGUUGUGUUUACACGAAGUAAAACCUUCUCCAGGUUAGAUUUCCUUUUCGAAUUUACCCUUUCCAUCAGAAUUUCACCCAAAAAACGAACAAUUUUUUUAAAAAAUGGGUGUAAACACUAUUCGGAAAAUUUUCUAUUUUUAGUAACAUGACUAAUGAAAAUAGAAGAAUUUGCUCCAGUGUAAACGCAGUAUAAGUGAAGACAAUUGGCUUAAAAUUACGGAAGAAUGAUAAAUUCGUAGUACUUUUUUUGCGCGAAAAAAAUAAAUAAAAAAAUUACAAAACCUUUUUCUUUAAUGAGAUAAGAAAAUGAAGUAUAAAAAGGAUAUAAAGAGAAUUUUUUUAAUCAUAUGCGCCAUUUUUUUUACUUUGCUUGGCAUGUGCAAGUGCGGCGACAUGCUGUAGUUGAAAAUACUCAUAGAGGAUCAGCUGGUUUUAUUUUAUAUUUCCUAAUUUAAAACUCUUAAAACAGCUAUAUAUACCGUUAGAGCAAUUCCUUUUAAAACUUAUUAAAUCGGAUUGCUAAAAAAAAGGCUUAUUAUAUGAAACAUGUGAAAAUUUUUGUCACGCAUUUUUUCUUUUGGUCUUCUAGCUGUUCGCGUCUAGAUUCAGUAAAAAGUUUGAGAGGGAUGAAUAAUUCCACGAUUGGUGCAUAUGGCCAUAAAUUGGGCACACCAUUUGCAACAUCGAUGGCUAUAUAUUUCAUCUUCUUAACCAUACUUGGUAUAACAUCCAACAUGGCGCUUAUUUACAUAAUCGUAGCCGCAAAAAGGCUUCACACUAUUGCAAAUGUGUUCAUUGUCAAUUUAGCAGUGUGUGAUUUAAUAAUGGCAGCUUUGAUCAUGCCAUUCGAUGCGGAAUUCUUAUUGCGUGGAUAUUAUUCUCAUGGAGACAUACUUUGUGGCUUUAAAGAAGUUGCUUUAAUGUUUUCCUUACCGUCAUCUGUAGUUAACUUGUUGUUAUUAACGUUAGAACGCUUUAUAACGGUAACAUUUUCAUUCCAAAGACAUAUUAUAUUUUCAAAACGGAAUAUUGCGUUAUUGAUUUUCGUAUCGUGGUCAUAUACAUUAUUGGUGGCCAUCUACCCUUUAAUGCACAAAACUCACAUUGUGUUUGUUGAGCAAGGUUUUUGCUGGAUGGAGAUACCAUUCGAAUACGUUCUGUAUCAGCUCUCUGCAAACUUUCUGGCCCCGUUAUUAUGUAUCAUCAUACUAAAUAUUCUGUUAUUCAAAGUUGCAAGUAAACAUGAAAUUGCCAUUCGAAAUCAAAUCCAAACAUCACAGCGAAACCAGUCAAUGUUGUCGUAUAUUGCGAACAUGAAAGCAGCCAAAACUGUUUUGUUGUUAGUUGGUGUGUUCACAUUCUGUUGGUUAACUUUCAUCAUCUUAGUGACAGCCAACGUCCUCUGCCAUAUUUGCCAUCCAAGGGAAGUGACAUGGACAGGCAAUGCAGUAAACUACCUAAGCGUAGCAUUGAACCCUUUGUUGUUUGGUCUCAGGAAUAAACAUAUACGGAAGGAAAUGGUUCGAAAGAUUUCAAGCAUUAGCUAUUUUAGUAAAUGGUCAAAAAAGGCGAAUUCACAUUCUGAAUUUACUGCGGCUACUUUCUAUUGCGCCGCUAAUCCUGAAUCCGCUAAUUCAUUAUUACCGAGAACACCGAGGACAUCUGCCAACACGGUUGAAAGCACGAAAUCCUUAUGUUAAUAUUUUGUCAUGACAUAGAUGAUCUUUGUAAAUAUGUAACCCUUCCUAUAUUAGCAUGUUAAUGUUUUCGUUUUGCUAUAAUUUGAAUAGUGGUUAUUUCCGUCUGUAAA